UCCAGUGAAAUAUUCAAAAUAAAUUUAGGGAAUCCUUUAAUGUAAAAAGUUUUUGAAAAAUAUCUAACCGAAUUUGCAAGCUUUUUAUGUAGAAAGAGUGAGUUUUAUAGGCGGGAUAUAGUGACACACAAAUAACUGGGAAAAAUAAAAUCACAAUGGAUAGCUUUGCAGCAGUAGCCACACAAUUGGGGCCGCAUUUCGCAGCCCUUUCGAAUGGUUCGGUGGUGGAUAAGGUUACCCCCGACAUGGCACAUCUAAUCAGCCCAUACUGGAAUCAGUUCCCCGCCAUGGACCCCAUCUGGGCCAAGAUCCUUACGGCCUAUAUGAUUAUUAUUGGAAUGAUUUCCUGGUGUGGAAAUGGCGUGGUGAUCUACAUCUUUGCCACCACAAAGUCACUGCGUACUCCUGCAAACCUCCUGGUCAUCAACCUGGCCAUCUCCGACUUUGGCAUCAUGAUCACCAACACGCCCAUGAUGGGCAUCAAUCUGUACUUUGAGACCUGGGUCCUCGGACCCAUGAUGUGCGACAUCUACGCGGGUCUGGGCUCUGCCUUUGGCUGCAGCUCCAUCUGGUCCAUGUGCAUGAUCUCCCUGGAUCGCUACCAGGUCAUCGUCAAGGGCAUGGCUGGACGACCGAUGACCAUUCCACUGGCAUUGGGCAAGAUUGCCUACAUCUGGUUCAUGUCGAGCAUUUGGUGCCUGGCCCCCGUCUUCGGCUGGAGCAGGUAUGUGCCGGAGGGUAACUUGACAUCGUGUGGUAUUGACUACUUGGAACGCGAUUGGAAUCCACGCUCGUACCUGAUCUUCUACUCGAUCUUUGUCUACUAUAUCCCGCUCUUCCUCAUCUGCUACUCCUAUUGGUUCAUCAUUGCUGCCGUUUCCGCUCACGAGAAGGCCAUGAGGGAGCAGGCCAAGAAGAUGAAUGUCAAGUCCCUGCGCUCCUCCGAGGAUGCCGACAAGAGUGCUGAGGGCAAGCUUGCCAAAGUGGCUCUGGUCACCAUCUCCCUGUGGUUCAUGGCGUGGACUCCAUACUUGGUGAUCAACUGCAUGGGAUUGUUCAAAUUUGAGGGUCUAACUCCACUAAAUACCAUCUGGGGUGCCUGCUUUGCCAAGUCGGCGGCCUGCUACAAUCCCAUUGUCUAUGGCAUUAGCCAUCCUAAGUAUCGCCUGGCUUUGAAGGAGAAGUGCCCUUGCUGUGUCUUUGGCAAGGUCGAUGAUGGCAAAUCGAGCGAAGCCCAAUCGCAGGCCACCAACAGCGAGGCCGAAUCCAAGGCAUAAAAAGGAAAAAAAA
This is a messenger RNA of Drosophila persimilis, 1290 nucleotides long. RefSeq names its product opsin Rh1 (gene ninaE). Bases 156 to 1277 code for a protein of 373 amino acids. The record is from RefSeq and is a predicted model, not a curated record. NCBI's taxonomy places the organism in Eukaryota, Metazoa, Arthropoda, Insecta, Diptera, Drosophilidae. The transcript is spliced from 5 exons. Gene Ontology annotation, biological process: phototransduction; visual perception; G protein-coupled receptor signaling pathway. Gene Ontology annotation, cellular component: membrane. Gene Ontology annotation, molecular function: G protein-coupled receptor activity.